Molecule: messenger RNA, 2980 nt
Organism: Homarus americanus (American lobster)
Lineage: Eukaryota; Metazoa; Arthropoda; Malacostraca; Decapoda; Nephropidae
Exons: 2
Coding region: 1512-2195 (227 amino acids)
Source: RefSeq, a predicted model, not a curated record
AGUGGCUAGGUGGCUCAGUUGCUCGCCGGUGUGUGCAGCGAGAGGUAUACUAUUCCGGUGUCCGCCUCUUGUCUAACGCCCACGCUCGCCCACACAUCCAUACAUACCCUACUCUGACCAGCAGAUCAGAGGCGGCAAUCAUUCACAGUUCCUCAAGCUAUUAACCAUUAAAGACAGCCGAGACAAAGAUAAUGUGAAGCACGAAAACAUCAGAGUGAAGUGCAUAUGUGUUGUGUUAUUUGUAUACAUAAGUGACGCACGACGAAGAUAGUUCCACUUGUUGCUUACUUCAGUGUCAGCACAGAUGCCAGUGUAACACAUGAACCACCCAACUGACUUGGUGUUCGCGCAUAUAUAUUGUACAGUACACGUGUUUUUGACAGCCAGGGACACGGCGUUUACACUCAUGAUAAGUGUUACAGGUCAGAGGCAACAAAAGUGAAGACCAUCACAACAGCAGCACACACUAAAUAAGUUUGUAACAAAUACUGUAUUACCAGGGCUUGUGUAACGCAUGACAAUAGUAACGGGAAGUGUGUCAACCAGGCCUUAACCUCUGUCAGCCAUGAUGCUUGACCAUGACAGUGACGGCAGGGUGGAAAAUGAUCUUAAUAAUGACCAAAAUACUGCAAGUUGCGUUACAACUCCCAGGCAUCCUAAUCAACCAAGAAACCUCUACAAUGGUGACGUACAGCAGCAUGAAAUUUUCCACCAAUCAGGGCAUCACAUUAUCGGUGACACAUUUCCCGCUGGAAAUCUCCACCAAUCAGGACACCACAUCGACGGUGACAUAAUUCCUGCUGGAAAUCUCUACCAAUCAGGACAAGUCACUGGUGACAUAGUAAGAUAUCUCGACCAAUCAGAGGGGCAAGGUACGGAUUGCCCUCCGUCAGGUGGCUGUUCCGGAUGUCAUUACAUAAAUGACUUGGCCCAUAAUGUGCUGCAGACAGAGAGUAACUCACCUAUGCUGGAGAGGGACCACCAGUACCUCAACUAUAUCGAUCGUCAGCUAGCCAACUCCUGGCAAGAUGACACCACGAUGUGGAACAACUUUGGCGCCGACUCUGCCUUAGGGAGUCGUACUGAUACGGGGCUCUCCUUCACCCUCUCACACCCACGCUAAAGGCGGCGGCACACUGGAUCCCGUCAUUACAGUUGAGGCCUUGCAGGAUUGUGCGAUAGUUCCUUAAUUAAUGAACCUAGUGAGGCGCCUGUAAAAGCUAAAGAACAGACAAUGGGUGCAUCGUGAAGUUUCUUUAAAAGUGGCGGUGGCUGGCCGGCCAAAUAAGACCCUGAAUAAUGAUAUAAUAAAACUAAAAAAGUUUUAAAGUGACGAAUAAAUAGAAACAUGUUACCGUUUUAUGUGUUAUAUUUUAAACUAUUAUUGUUUCUUGAUUUUCAAAUUUUACUUGGAUAUUCAUCACCUAAUACGAAACUCAUUUGAGUACUAAACCGGCCAACAAAGCUCACCGCCGCCAAACCGUUGUCCAUUUCUCGCAACAGCCGAAAUCAUGCUGCUUGCUCGGCCGUCAGGCCAGCGGCCAGCAAAACGGGCAACAUGUUGGGAAGAAAGUGCCCAGUGUGCUGUCGCCUUCACCUACACCCAGGAACUACGAGACACCCUCACCUACAACCAGGAACUACGAGACACCCUCAUCUGCAACCAGGAACUACGAGACACCCUCACCUACAACCAGGAACUACGAGACACCCUCACCUACAACCAGGAACUACGAGACACCCUCAUCUACAACCAGGAACUACGAGACACCCUCACCUACAACCAGGAACUACGAGACACCCUCAUCUACAACCAGGAACUACGAGACACCCUCACCUACAACCAGGAACUACGAGACACCCUCACCUACAACCAGGAACUACGAGACACCCUCACCUACAACCAGGAACUACGAGACACCCUCAUCUACAACCAGGAACUACGAGACACCCUCACCUACAACCAGGAACUACGAGACACCCUCAUCUACAACCAGGAACUACGAGACACCCUCACCUACAACCAGGAACUACGAGACACCCUCAUCUACAACCAGGAACUACGAGACACCCUCAUCUACAACCAGGAACUACGAGACACCCUCACCUACAACCAGGAAUCUACCAGACAACCUCACCUAUACACCAUUAAGGCUUUGGUUGUUCUUGGAAGCGAUCUUUUCCAGUCUGAGUGAUUGUGGUGGUUGUCUCCGCUUAUAAUAAUUCUCAUCAUACUCUAUGGCAGUGUGACUAACGGAACAUACAAUGUUUAACAGAGUUUUAUAUUAUGAUCCAGGGACUGUGAUUGCAUCUCGACUGCUUGGGCGGUCGGUAACAUCUCUUGUUACACACUGUUGGCAAGUACUGGUUCCAGAAUGCAUCUGUACCUGCGGCGCCAGUGGUGGACAUGUCUGGUCUUGAGUGAGCUUAUACUCGGUGCCGUCACUACGCUGCGUGAGUGGGGCGGACGUAGGCCAGCUCCUGAUAAUUAUGACCACUUAAUAUCCUCUGAGGUGCUUAUUUUAGGCUUUAUUUUGGGAGUGUGACUACCGGAAGUUAGAAUACUUAAUACAAUCAUAUAUUAUCAUCCAUGAAAUGUGAUUACCUUAUACGUCUGUGUGUAUGUAUACGUUUGUCUGUAUGGGUGCGUCCGUAAAGUAUACAAUUUAGGUUAGUUUACGUUAGGUGAUGUUUGAGGUAUAUAUAUACACAGUCUUUAUUCAAGUCAUCUUCAGAGGCAAUGACUUGAAUAAAGACAAAAGCUAAGGUGCUCCAGUGUUUCCCUUUUACUGUGUGGUUUUAUCAAGAUAUAUCUCAACGUCUCCAUUAUGUAUCUACAAUUUCUACAUGGAAGACAGUAUAUUGCGUGUAUGAAUAACAGUAUGAAAGUAUAUUGUGUGGAUGUGUGUCACAUGAAUUUUUCUGUACAGUAUAUAUUUUGUGUAUAUAUUUUUUACGAUGAAAAUAAAAAAGAUAUGAU